UUGAAGAACUCAUUCUGAAAAAUGUCUUUGUUAGGAAUAGCUGCAGCAACAACAACAACUCCUAAUGUCUGCUCGGCCCAGUGUUCGGUUACAAGUUUGGGUGCCAUGCAGUUUUUUGUGAGCCUCUUGGUGGAAAGUUUAUUCAAGGAUCAGUGUGCCAUCUCCACAAAGGAUAACUGGCCGCAGGACUAUGCCGAAGAAGUGACAAAUUCCGAUAUGGGCACCUUUGAUUUUGUAAUAAUUGGUGGCGGCUCAGCUGGAUCGGUCGUGGCAGGACGUUUAAGUGAAAAUCCUUUGUGGAGGACAUUGGUAUUGGAGGCUGGCACAGAUCCGCCACUGGAAUCGGAGGUACCCUUCCUUUUCACCUCCGUCCAAUCUUCAAAUUACACCUAUAGCUAUCGCGGUAUUACCAAUGGCGUAUCCUGUAAAUCUGCUGCCGGGGGAAAUUGUGGCUGGCUAAGUGGAAAAUGUUUGGGUGGCUCGGGGGCCAUUAAUGCCAUGCUUUAUUUUCGUGGCACCCGUGGAGAUUAUGAUGGCUGGUGCGGCGCCGGAUGUGAGGGCUGGUGUUAUGAGGAUGUGUGGCCUUAUUUUCGAAAAUCUUUUGAAAAUCGCGGCAAUGAAACCCAUCCCAGUGGGUAUAUGAAGUUGGGAGAAUAUGGCAACUAUGGCGAGGAUAUAAAAUCCUUGUUUUUCUCUGGAGCCAAGGAAUUGGGGUUAAGGAAAAUCAGAGAUUUUGUGGAGGGUAGUUAUGUGGGCUAUGGCAAUUUUCGUGGCAUUUUAGAGGAGGGGCGUCGCAUAUCCAGUGCCAAGGGAUUUUUGGGUAGGGUUGCCAAGUAUAGAGAAAAUCUCAAGGUAAUGAAAAAUGCCAGAGUUACGCAAUUGUUGUUUAACAAAAAGGCAGAUCGGGUGACUGAAAUCGAAUUUCUUCUGCAAAAUCGUAAAACCUUAAAGGUCAAGGUGCAAAAAGAGGUCAUUUUGUCAGCUGGAACAGUGGAGUCCCCGAAACUGCUUAUGCUCUCCGGUGUGGGACCGAAAGAUGUGUUAAAACCCCUAAACAUCCCUGUAAGACACAACCUGCCCAUUGGGGAAAAUCUCCAGGAUCAUGUUGCCGUACCCAUAUUUUUUGCCAUACCAAAUGAAAAUCCCUCCACCUCCCCUGAUUUGGAUGAGAUUUAUGCUUAUUUGAAAUACCAAAAAGGAUUUCUAGCCUCAAUUGGCACGGGAUCUCUGAAUGGCUUUAUUAAAACAAAUUCCAACCCAAAGGACCCCUAUCCUGACAUACAACUCCAACACUUUACGGUGCGGCGUGGUGCCCCCUUGGGCAUGGGCUUCCUCCAAGGUUUUAUGGCCAAUGAGAAGCUAACAAAGUACUUCGAAAAUCUGGUGCAGCAGGCCGAUGUGGUGGUGGUAUUUAUUCUACUACUCCAACCCAAAUCUCGUGGGAAAAUACAACUGAAAUCUUCGCAACCUGAGGAUCCAUUGCUAAUCUAUCCCAACUAUUUACAGCGGCGGGAAGAUGUUGAUGGCCUAAUGGCGGGAAUCGAAUAUCUUCAACGUCUGGCCAAAACUUCAAUUUUUAAAUCAAAGAAAGCCAAAUUGAUGCGUAUACCCAUAGAGGAAUGCUUGGGGGAUGCGGAAAAUUUUUGGCCAUGUUAUAUCUCCUAUUAUUCCUCGACGAGCAGCCAUUUGGUGGGCACCAUUAAAAUGGGUGCCGACAGCGAUACAACAGCCUGUGUGGGACCCCGGCUGAAAGUGAAAGGGGUGCGCAACCUGAGAGUUGCCGAUGCUUCCAUAAUGCCGACAAUAACUAGCUGUAAUACUUAUGGUCCCACUCUCAUGAUUGGGGAGAGAGCGGCGGAAUUUAUUCAACGCGAGUGGAGAGGGAAGUGAGAGAGUUAUUUUUGUUUGAAAUUUGACUUACCUUAUUCCGACGUAAAUUAGGAUUGAAAUUCAAUCCAAUUCGGAAAACAGUGCGGAAUAAAAAUUACCUGAAAAGAGAAAGAGGAAGAAAAUAAAAUUAAAAAUUUCUCAUUUAUUUAAACCUA
This is a messenger RNA of Musca domestica (house fly), 2045 nucleotides long. Its product is annotated as glucose dehydrogenase [FAD, quinone]. Bases 22 to 1890 code for a protein of 622 amino acids. Gene Ontology annotation, molecular function: ecdysone oxidase activity; flavin adenine dinucleotide binding. The record is from RefSeq and is a predicted model, not a curated record. NCBI's taxonomy places the organism in Eukaryota, Metazoa, Arthropoda, Insecta, Diptera, Muscidae. The transcript has 2 exons.